CACGCCUUCACAAGUGAAAGGAUCAACCUGAGGACUUGCGAGGAAAAGAAAAUAGGUACUAACAUUAUUUCUUCUCCAUUAAUCACCAACUUCCAUGAAGCAAGAUGGCUGCCUUAAACAUUUCCAGCUUCAACAACAACACUUCUCAAUAUCAAUGCAAGUUUAAUGAGGACUUCAAGUACAUCCUACUUCCUGUCAGCUAUGGGUUUGUGUUUGUCGUUGGCUUGGUGCUCAAUGUCACUGCACUGUAUUUCAUUUUGUUCCGCAUCAAACAAUGGAGUCCGAACACUAUCUAUAUGAUCAACCUGACUGUUUGUGACACACUCUACAUCCUCACACUGCCAUUCCUGAUCUACUACUAUGCUGACAAAAAUGACUGGCCUUUCACUGAAACUUUCUGCAAACUUAUACGCUUUCUCUUCUAUACUAAUCUGUAUGGUAGCAUCCUUUUUCUCAGCUGCAUCAGCAUUCACCGCUUCCUUGGAAUUUGCCACCCGGUUCGAUCAAUGAAGUGGGUUAAUGCCCGCCGUGCUCGAUCCAUCUCAGUCCUGGUUUGGCUAAUUGUACUGAUCUUCCAGGCACCAGUGCUCUACUUUUCCCGAACAACCAAUCAAGUCUGCCAUGAUACCACAUCCCAGGAUCUGUUUAAUUACUUUGUGGUCUAUAGCUCAGCCAUUUCGGUCAUUUUGUUUGUGAUACCCUUUGGAUCAGUGUUAGUCUGCAAUGGCCUGAUGGUGCGAAAACUUAUAGAGCCCACCACCAUAGGAGGAGCCACAUCUCAGCGCUCCAAGCAAAAGUCAGUGAAGAUGAUAGUCAUAGUGCUGUUGGUUUUCAUACUCUGCUUUCUGCCCUUCCACCUCACAAGGAGUCUGUACUACAGUUUCAGAUACUUCAAAGUAAACUGUACACUGUUGGAGGGUUCUAACAUAGCUUACAAGGUCACAAGGCCACUAGCCAGUGCAAACAGCUUUAUCGACCCCAUCCUGUACUUCAUGGCAGGACAGGGUUUCCGACACAGCCUAACUAAGAAAUACAAACAAUCUCAGAGACAGGGGGACAGCAAGUGCCACUCGACCCCUUUAUGAACAAUUUAUUUGGAAUCUGAAGGACAAAUGAAUGCAAUGGACUCAAGUUAGAAAGCUAUAAAUUGCAUCGAAAUGCUGUCAUGACUGUGGGCUAAAUGGAUGCAUAUUUGGAUGAACUUGGGUGUCUCCAAUCUGUCAAUAACAUUACAUACAUGCAGUAAAGAUACAAUGAAAAUGAGAAUAAUUUAUAAUAUGACUUUACUUCCAAUUAUUCUCUGGUUUAGAUUUUUCUUGGGAGAUGUAAGAUUUUGCCGAAAUACCAUCCUGGAUCUUAUUUACAAGCAAUAUAGCGUUAGAUAUAUGGUAAAUCCAUAUGAGACUACUACACAUGAAUAGAGAAGACAAAAAAGUCAAGCAAAAACAUUGUAAUGAUACACAGAGAAGGUUUAGAUGUAAUUUUUUUAAAUGCUAAAUCUGUUGUUGAGUGCUUGAUGAGAAAGGAGCCACUGGUUUGAGCUCUUGAUCAGGGGUGUUUAUGCUCUUCUUGGAAUGUAUCCUUUAACAUUUGUAAAAUGCUUUGGAUAAAUGCAAUCUUAAACAUGUAAAUAUUGAAAAGUAUUAAAAUGCUUAAAAGAAAGCUUUGGAUAUAUUGAGCUUGUCUGAAGACAAGACUGGAAGCAACCAGGAAACCUUUAUUGGUGAAAGAUUUUUAUUUUGUUAUUUUGGGUGUAGGUAGUAUGGAAGUGUUUAAUAAGGGAAAUGGGAAAAAAAAAUUUAUUAAAUGGUUUACUAGGAUUCUUUAUAACUCUUUUUAACUCCAGAAUUUGAAAAUAAACCAAAGAUCAGGAAACCUGAUUAAGACAAUUGCACACAACUUUAUUGUUAAUUUUAUUUUGCUGUUAAUGAACAUCAACUAAAAUAUGGCUAAAAAAGCAAAUAUCACAGAAACACUGAUGCUUACACAAUUUCUGUAUGCAUGGCAGUAAAGAUUUCACUUUCAGAAUGUUGUUUGAAAUGAUCUAUCUGACCUUGGAAAUAAAAUGAAUUUGUAAUCUAACCAAA
Tachysurus vachellii is the source of this 2087-nucleotide messenger RNA. RefSeq names its product P2Y purinoceptor 2-like. Gene Ontology annotation, biological process: G protein-coupled receptor signaling pathway. The record is from RefSeq and is a predicted model, not a curated record. The coding region runs from base 105 to 1085 and encodes 326 amino acids. Lineage: Eukaryota; Metazoa; Chordata; Actinopteri; Siluriformes; Bagridae. Gene Ontology annotation, cellular component: plasma membrane. Gene Ontology annotation, molecular function: G protein-coupled UTP receptor activity; A1 adenosine receptor binding. The transcript is spliced from 2 exons.